Molecule: messenger RNA, 1799 nt
Organism: Hyaloscypha bicolor E
Lineage: Eukaryota; Fungi; Ascomycota; Leotiomycetes; Helotiales; Hyaloscyphaceae
Product: actin-like ATPase domain-containing protein
Exons: 2
Coding region: 1-1704 (567 amino acids)
Biological process (GO): microtubule-based movement
Source: RefSeq, a predicted model, not a curated record
AUGUCAGCUCCUAGCGGUCCUGCACAUCGCAGUGUAGCUAAUAUUCGGUCUCCCGCUUCGGGCAACCCAGGAGCACCAGCAAGCCCCCACACCCCUGUACGAACUAUCUCCUCUACAUUUGGAUCACCAUCUUCUCUACGCGCCGAAGAAGACAUUGUUAUUCUAGAGCUCGGAAGCCGUUAUCUCAGAGCUGGAUUUGCUGGAGAUGCUGUCCCAAAAGCCGCAAUUGAUUUUGGCCCAGAAGAGCAGAGAAGAGCUGGUGAUUAUAGCAGGUGGGAGGUGGGUUAUGUGAGGGGACGAAGAGAGGAGAAAUCAUGGGGAGAGGCACAUGAGCUUUGGAGACCAGAUCUGAGGGCUCUGGAUUUGGGAUUGGUUGGGGAUAAGAUUGACCGAGCUAUUCGAGACGCCUUCACAAAAUACUUGCUUAUCGAUUCUCGACCGAGACGAAUGAGUCUAGUGAUACCUUCUGCGCUCCCUCUUCCUCUUCUCUCGGCGGUCCUCGAUACUUUAUUCACGAAUUUCCAACCACCCACCAUCUCUUUGAUGUCAGCGCCUGUGUUGGCAACGGUGGCGGCUGGGCUUCGUUCAGCUCUAAUCGUGGAUAUUGGAUGGGCGGAGACGAUUGUGACGGCUGUAUACGAAUUUCGGGAGGUACAAUGCACUCGUUCAGUGAGAGCAACAAAAAUGUUCGGGGAAGCAAUGUUCAAAUUGCUUGCGGAUGAUAUUGAUCCUACAAGACCGAAACGUGAAUCUGCCGACAAGCGAGCCGAUGCGGACAGGAGACAUUUGCCUAGCUUUGAUGAAUGCGAGGAGAUAGCAAUUCGAAUGGCGUGGUGUAAACUCGGAAAGCGUGUUGAAGCCAGGAAAUUUUCCCGAGGAUUGACGCCCGUCAAGGAAGAGGAUGAGCUGAAGGCUAGCAUGAGAUCACUAGAUAUCGGUGGAGGUCCGGACUCUGGCUCAAUGGUUUCAAUACCGCUAAGUUCAACCGAUCCUCCUCAAUCACUCCUCCUUCCGUUCUCGAAACUUGCGGAGCCAUGUGAGAGUGCUCUUUUUGCAGCGGGCACAUUGGCGGAGGAUCUAGAUGAUGAGGAAUUACCGCUUCAUCUCCUGGUAUAUCGGAGUUUGCUUCAGCUGCCAGUAGAUGUACGAUCUAUCUGUAUGUCACGGAUCGUGUUUAUUGGAGGAGGAUCGCUUAUUCCUGGCUUGAGGAAGCGUGUCCUGGAUGAGGUGGCAAGUCUCAUCGAUGAGCGGAAUUGGGAUCCAGUGAAAGGAAAAGCAGUGGACCAAUAUCGGAGCAAUCCCAAGCUACAACGGACGAAGCCAAGGCAACCUGGUCCAACGGAAAUAUUAGAAGAGCAAGGGGUCAUGGAGACACCAACUCCUUCAGCAGCCCUCAUAGAGCAAGAGUAUGAUCCUAUAGAAGAGCAAUUAAAGAAGGAAGCUGCCAAAGGGAAGCCGCCUGUAGAGUCUGGUCAUUUGAGAGCUGUGGGCUCCCUGGGAGCCUGGUCUGGAGGCAGUCUACUCUCACAGAUGAAAGUUCCGGCGAUCUCGAUCGUCGAACGAGAACAAUGGCUUCAACACGGAGCUGCAGGUGCUUCAAAAGCCACUGAUAUUAAUGUCGUUACUGCCCAUCGACAAAGCAUGGGAGCGGGUGCAUUUAAAUCAGGAGAUCGAUCUAGCUUUACCUUGGGAUUGUGGGGAUGAAAAAUAAAUAGAGCCUGAAAGCUUUCCAACUGAAGGCACUGGCAGCCCUUUGCUAGUUGGUCGAAUGCUUGUACACCAAAGAUGCCCCUGAAUUC